AUGACCGACAGGACGGGGCUGAGUGCCCUAAAAGGUGCUCGGCUGGUGGCAUCUAUUACAUCAGUGUGUGCUCCGUCAUUUUUGCUUUUUGGCUAUGACCGAGGUGUCAUUUCUGGGGUUGUAAUCUACGAGUAUUGGCUCGAGGCCAUGGGACACCCUAGCACUGUUAUGACGGACACUAUCACUGCUCUAUAUGAUAUUGGCGCAGUAUUUGGAGCCAUUGGUGCUGCUUUGACGGUUGAAAGGUUUAGACGAAAGCGCGGGCUACUUACCGGGGCAGCUCUCAUUGUUAUAGGUGCUAUACUAAUGGGUUGUUGCGUGGAGAGGAUUCAGAUGAUAGUUGGUAGAAUCGUGACUGGCUUAGCAUGCUCUAAUAUUUAUGGUAUCUCAUUUUAUAAGUAUCGGAUUUCUCACUCCCAUCGCCCCUGUAUACCAAAGCGAGAUCUGUUUACCCAGUCAACGUGGAUGGCAUUUAUCAUGCCAACUAUCAACAAUGUUGUUCGGAUUAAUGCUGGCCUAUUGGGUCAGCUACGGCUUCUACUUUCACCCCGGGGCUGUGCAAUGGCGGUUCCCUAUUCCGUUUCAAGCUGUCUUUGCGAUUUAUAUUCUCGCCUUUGCACGCUUCCUACCAGACACACCACGCUGGCUUAUGUUGCACGAGGCAACGCCAGGGAAGGAACCUAUGUCUUGUCAAAGCUGCGUGAUAAACCAACUGACGAUCGAAUGGUGCAAAAGGAGAAGAACGAGAUUCUCUCCGCAAUCAAUAUCGAAGCUGAAGAGGAAGGGCCUUGGAAGUCACGUUUCUCAGAUGGAGGUUGUCCAGCAAACAAGCGGUUCUUCUUGGCAGUUGGAAUCCAAUUCAUGCAGCAGACUUCUGGUGAGAUUUCAUGCUCGGACUGGGUACGAACUCUCCCUGAUCAAACAGGAAUCAACAUUGUGACUUACUAUGCUCCCACCUUGCUAAAGAGCUCUUUAAACAUGACACAAGAGCGGGGACUUUUUGUCAGCUGCUUUCUCCAGGUGUGGUAUAUCAUAGCUUCGUUUUUGACGUGGCAUAUGAUCGAUGCAGUUGGUCGUCGGCGGCUAUACAUUAGCAUGUCACUUGGGAUGUGUGUUGUGUUGAUCUGUGAGGCUGCAACAGUAGCGGCCAAUAAUCAACGGCCUGCUAUUGCUGCUGUCUUCUUCAUCUUUGCGUUUGAAGCUUGCUUUACACGGGGUUGGAUGGCUACAGUAUGGGUAUACCUACCCAGCGGAAAUCCUCCCUCUAAAGAUUCGUUCAAAGGGAUCUGCGCUCGCAGCUGCAGCGGACUUCCUUGGAAACUUUCUGUAAAUCGUUCUGACUCGCCACAGGUCGUCAAAAUUGCACCCCCGGCUCUAGAAAAUAUUGGCUAUAAAACAUACAUUAUCUUCGCGGUCUUCAACCUCGUCACUGCAUUAAUCGUGUGGUGUUUAUACCCGGAGACUUCAUAUCUCAACUUGGAAUCAGUUGAACUGUUAUUCCUCCCAGACGAAGCUCGCGAUCAGGAAAUUGCUUCAGAGGAGACAUUCCUACAAAGGUCUUUCCAGUGGAGUGUUGUUCCUAGAGCACGAAUGGCUGUCAACGAGGCAAAGGCUAGACAAAUGGCAGGCCUUGAUCUCAUUGCAAUCGAUAUUGAAGCCGAUGAUAUUCCCCACGGAUUAAAGAAAGAAUUGGCAUCUGAUCACGUCGAGUUUAGGGAAUGA
Messenger RNA from Penicillium canescens, 1722 nucleotides. RefSeq lists its product as uncharacterized. The transcript is spliced from 5 exons. Gene Ontology annotation, molecular function: carbohydrate:proton symporter activity. Lineage: Eukaryota; Fungi; Ascomycota; Eurotiomycetes; Eurotiales; Aspergillaceae. Gene Ontology annotation, biological process: carbohydrate transport; transmembrane transport. Gene Ontology annotation, cellular component: membrane. Bases 1 to 1722 code for a protein of 573 amino acids. The record is from RefSeq and is a predicted model, not a curated record.